Cajanus cajan (pigeon pea) is the source of this 502-nucleotide messenger RNA. Its product is annotated as heavy metal-associated isoprenylated plant protein 39. Lineage: Eukaryota; Viridiplantae; Streptophyta; Magnoliopsida; Fabales; Fabaceae. The record is from RefSeq and is a predicted model, not a curated record. Gene Ontology annotation, molecular function: metal ion binding.
UCCAUAGCAGGCUGCUUCGCAAUUACCCUUUGGCUUUCGCUAGCAGCCUUCAACGCCUCGUCAAUGAAUAAAAUUGUGCUAAAGGUGGAACUACAGGAUGACAAAAUUAAGAAAAAAGCCAUGAAAGCAGUCUCCAAUAUUUCAGGGGUUGAAUCAGUCUCUAUGGAUAUGAAAGACCAGGAAUUGACCUUAACUGGAGACAUGGACCCCGUGGUUGUGGUGGACAAGCUGAGGAAACUGUGUUACACUGAGAUACUCUCGGUUGGACCAGCCAAGGAAAAGAAGCCAGAGACCCCAGAACUAGAAGAUCAAAAUCAGUACAUGCCUGGUAUUGUGAUGGUCUGCGAAGCCUAUCAUAAUCAGAUGAGCCAACCACAUUAUUAUUACACAAGUGUGGAAGAGAAUCCUAAUCCCUGUGUCAUUUGCUAACUUAAAUUUAGAACACCAUGCUACUCAAAACAAAAUAACAUGCUUGUUCAAGAGUUGUGCUGCUGCAUUUCAA